AGUGAGCCGGACCACCGCCCUAGUGCCACUCCGCACCCCGGAGAUCAGGGAUACCCUUCUGUUUUGAGUAAUUCAGGUGGUCAUUUAGUUUUGGGUGAUUUUGGUUCGAGGAGGUCUCAUUUGCUGCCAGACCAGCGUGCCCAAAACUAAUUUGCAGUCGACAUUUACUGCUAAACUUCCCAGGUAUCAGUGUGGUGGCAUUUUCCCGGCAGGGCUUCCUGCUCAGGAUGUCCUCAGGUGAGCCGGAGGAGAUGUGACCAUGGAGGCUCUCAGCUGUACGCACCGGCUGGCUCUGCUCCUGCUGGGCUUCAGCUUCAUCCUUACGGUUAAUGGAAAGUUUCCUCACUGCCAGUUCCACUGGGAAAUGCAGAGAGCCAAGAAAGAGUGCGAGACGCUACUGCAGACACAGACGCCUGCAAGCACAGGAUGUCUCGGCGAGUGGGACAACGUCUCCUGUUGGCAGAACGCGGUCUUCGAUGAGGUGAGGACCCUCCCCUGCCCCUCCCCCAUCCUGCGCCUGUUUGGAAAAAACGGUAAUCUGAGCAGGAACUGCACACAGAGAGGCUGGUCUGAUGUUUACCCCGUUGUCUCCGUCGCCUGCUGGUCCCCCCCCACUGAUGAACCCAGCGACCUGAUCUUCUACAAGGUGGUGAGGAUCCUCUCCACUCUGGGCCAUAGCCUGUCCCUCAUCACUCUGCUCACCAGCACCAUCAUCAUCUGCUUGUUCAGGAGGCUCCACUGCACGAGGAACUUCAUCCAUCUGAACUUGUUUUUGUCCUUCAUGCUGCGGGCCGCCGCCGUGCUCGUUAAAGACGAGCUGCUCUUCUCAGACAACCAAAACACAGACUGCAGCACGCAGCCCUCGCUGGUGGGCUGUAAGGCCAGUCUUGUCUUCUUCAACUACUUCAUCAUGGCCAACUUCUUCUGGCUGCUGGUGGAGGGUCUGUACCUGCACACACUGCUGCUUGUCAUCCACCGCUACUCCUUCCGCCUCUCCACCUACAUGCUCAUCGGCUGGGGAAUCCCUUUUGUUUUCAUGGUGGCGUGGAUCAUAUGCAGGAUUAACCUGGAGGACACGAGGUGUUGGGAGAUGAAUGAGAACCCUAUCCCUAACCGGCUGAUGAACUGGCCCAUCAUGGCGUCAGUCAUUAUCAACUUCAUCCUGUUCAUCAGCAUCAUCCGCAUCCUUGUGCAGAAACUGCGCUGCACUGAUGUCGGAGGAAAUGAGCAAUCACAAUACAGACGUCUGGCUAAGUCCACCCUCCUGCUGAUCCCUCUGUUUGGAGUAAACUACGUAGUGUUUGUCUACCUGAUGGAGCCGACUGACAAAACCAUGAAUCACAUCAAGAUCUUCUUUGACCUCGCCCUCGGAUCCUUCCAGGGCUUAAUUGUUGCUGUCCUUUAUUGUUUCCUCAACAGCGAGGUCCAGGGCGAGCUGAGGAGGACGUGGAGGAGUUUAUCUCUCAAGCGUUACGUGGGGCAGGACUACCGGCCGCAUGCUAUGUCCAUGAGCCGAAACGGCACUGAAAACUCUGCUCACUUCCCCCGAAACUCUCGGGCUCAGUCCAUCCUGCAGACCGAGACCACGAUGCUCUGACCGAGAGAAAAACUGUUUUAUAUAAAGACAUUCAGAACUGAAGAUUAAAUUCAGAGUUAAUCUGAUGAAACUCUCACUCAAGGAUUCUUAUAGACAUAUCGUUCGACACUGAAGGGACUGAACCCGUUUCCUGCAGAAGUUUCUGAAGCAAAGGACGUCUUGUGUGCCUCCUGAUCUCAUUUUGCAUAGGGCACAUGUUACAGUGCAUCCUGAAAUCCAGCGGAACGUAGACCUGCAUCCUCUUUCAUUUGAUUUAACGUUGAAGAAACGUUGCAAAUAAAGACAAUCGCUUCAAAAUACUUGGGUUGAUUUUCAAUAAAAGGCAAAACACACCUCUUUAUUCUAAGUAAUCCCAUAAAUGUCCGGGAGAGGAUAUCAUCUGUUACAGUGAAGACAACAAUAAACCUUUAUAAUAACUCUGGAUUUCAUCGUUAUGAAAAAGCCUUCAAAACGGAGAACAUUUAAACAACCCAGAAAGAAAUGAACGUAUUAGAAAUAUAUUGUUUUAUUGAAUUAAUAACCAGAAAAUAAGGAUGUGUCUGCAUUUUUUGGAACGUGACCUCUGAAAAUGAGGCCGCAUCUACUUGGGACCCUCAUAUAUUUGAAUAUUUUUAAAUGAUCCAGUAGUUUCCAAUACAAAAUACAUGAAUGUGUUCAUGUUUAUGUACAGGAGGGCAAAGGAGUCUUAUAAGCUUUUGCAUAAAUUGUAAACCUGUGACUUUAUAUGUUUUAUGUAUAAAUACUUUUAUUAUUGAGACUGAAUCCAUGUUUGUUUUUCCUCCUAAAGUAUGCUCUGACAUACAGUAGCCUACUCUGUGGAUGUAUUGCAUGGAUUAAACUGACUACCGCAAUCAA
Messenger RNA from Eleginops maclovinus (Patagonian blennie), 2452 nucleotides. Its product is annotated as vasoactive intestinal polypeptide receptor 2-like. NCBI's taxonomy places the organism in Eukaryota, Metazoa, Chordata, Actinopteri, Perciformes, Eleginopidae. The transcript is spliced from 13 exons. Gene Ontology annotation, molecular function: peptide hormone binding; G protein-coupled peptide receptor activity; vasoactive intestinal polypeptide receptor activity. The coding region runs from base 260 to 1597 and encodes 445 amino acids. The record is from RefSeq and is a predicted model, not a curated record. Gene Ontology annotation, biological process: adenylate cyclase-modulating G protein-coupled receptor signaling pathway; cell surface receptor signaling pathway. Gene Ontology annotation, cellular component: plasma membrane.